Durotheca rogersii is the source of this 1588-nucleotide messenger RNA. Its product is annotated as Gar1/Naf1 RNA binding region-domain-containing protein. Gene Ontology annotation, biological process: ribosome biogenesis; snoRNA guided rRNA pseudouridine synthesis. The transcript is spliced from 2 exons. Gene Ontology annotation, cellular component: box H/ACA snoRNP complex. The record is from RefSeq and is a predicted model, not a curated record. The coding region runs from base 412 to 1077 and encodes 221 amino acids. NCBI's taxonomy places the organism in Eukaryota, Fungi, Ascomycota, Sordariomycetes, Xylariales, Xylariaceae. Gene Ontology annotation, molecular function: box H/ACA snoRNA binding.
CAAUUCACAUGCAAUUAGUAAAGUUACGUACCUGCUAUAGUACCUUCUCGUUAUCGAUAAGACAUUGAUUACGGUUUGCCUUUUUCCGAUUCCGGAUCGGAAAAUGAGAGCGACGACCCGACACCCGCUCUGUGAUUGGGCAGACUACGUUGGCGGGUCUUGCCAUCCGCCUGGCCCCUGCAAACCUCGACAACCAGAGCUCUGGUAAAAAAAAAAAAUCGAUUUGAUUUUCUGGGUUCGCCGUCUUCCUACAGCUGCUACCUCGAAGGUCCAAUUCUCGGGCGGAAUUUACACACACGCCACACCAACACGAGCCGCAAAACACACGUCGACCCUAUUACCGAGAAUCCCCCGCUACGCACCACGCUACGAAGAGGGCAAUCGGCCUCGCCCGCACCACCGCACGUCACCAUGUCGAGAGGAGCGCCGCGCGGACGGGGCGGCUUCGACAGAGGAAGCAGUCGAGGAUUCAGAGGCGGCGGCGGCCGCGGCGGCUUCCAGCAGCGAGACGCCGGCCCGCCGGACCAGAUCCAGGAGCUGGGCCGGUUCCUGCACGCGUGCGAGGGCGAGAUGGUGUGCGCGAGCGAGAACCCGCGCGUGCCCCGCUUCAACGCGCCCAUCUACCUCGAGAACCGCACCGCCGUCGGCAAGGUCGAGGAGGUCCUCGGCCCCAUCAACCAGGUCUACUUCACCAUCAAGCCCGGCGAGGGCGUCCAGGCCACCUCCUUCCGCCCCGGCGACCGCUUCUUCGUCGCCCCCGACCGCCUCCUCCCCCUCGAGGUCUUCCUCCCCAAGCCCAAGCCCCCGCCCGGCGCUCCCAAGGUCAAGAAAUCGAGCCGCGGCGGCUUUGGCGCCCGCGGCGCCCGCGGAGGCGGUAGAGGUGGCCCGAUACGUGGCGGUGGCGGCCGCGGAGGACGGGGUGGCCCUUCGAGGGGGGGUAGGGGCGGAUUCGGCGCCGGUAGAGGAGGAGGUGGUGGCGGGUUCGGCGGAGGUCGCGGGGGUAGCGGAUUCGGUGGCAGGGGUGGCGGCGGUGGAGGUAGGGGACGUGGUGGUUUCAGUAGAGGGGUUCGGUUCUAAGGAACUCAUCCAAGAGAAACCAAGAUACCCCGAUUCUUUUGUCUAUCUGUCCAACCUGUUCACAUUCUCCCGACCUCUGCAGUCGAUACGCUCGAUGCAGCAUUCCCCUACUAUAGUCACAGACACGUGCCCUUUUCUGCUUCUCGGAUAUUUACGUGGUACCAUAGGAAUGGCGUUAUAAGGAAUCUCUGAUAUAACCUCUUCAUUUUUUUUCGUUCCCUGCCUCUCUGACUCUUCCAUAUUCCUGCUGAUAAACCAUGUUGAUACCUACACGCAGGAUGAGAGCGUGACCACUACUUUGUCAGCAAGAGGUAGACAUAGUUUACGAAAAUACGUGCAGAUCUAGCUGCUACUUACAAUUCGCCAUGGACGCGCAUGUAUACGUGUAGUGAGCUGUAUGCUAAGCGACCUGCUAGUUUCCGGGCCGUAUAUACAUGUAUAGUUGGUGCGGUACAAUAUCAACUAUGUGAACUACUAUGGCCAGCCCCUUGCACUCUGUCCGUCAAAGAUA